Hypoxylon fragiforme is the source of this 1673-nucleotide messenger RNA. Its product is annotated as Mdm33 family-domain-containing protein. Bases 205 to 1653 code for a protein of 482 amino acids. The record is from RefSeq and is a predicted model, not a curated record. The transcript has a single exon. Gene Ontology annotation, cellular component: mitochondrial inner membrane. NCBI's taxonomy places the organism in Eukaryota, Fungi, Ascomycota, Sordariomycetes, Xylariales, Hypoxylaceae. Gene Ontology annotation, biological process: inner mitochondrial membrane organization.
CCAAGCCCUUUGCGGGUCGACAGCAACAGCGUCAUUAGUAUCCUAUCGUCCUUUUUUGAAAACCCGCAACUUGGAGCUACUGGACAACACACGGACACCUCAUGCAGCCUUGAGUGUUCACAAAUUUUGCUGCAACAAGAGGAAGGGUAACCCAACCCAACCCCAAACCUCCCAUUCUCCUCUUCCCGAUCCUCCUUCGUCUUUAUGUCGACGCCCCGGGCCCUUAAGCCCGUAUUCGGGCCUGGCUAUCGACUCUUUCUCGACCAAUUCGUUACCCAGUUGACAGGAAGGAGAUGUGCACCCGGGAAGCUCUUCUCGAGCUGGCCAUCCAGCCCAAUAUGCCCCAGCUGUCGUCGAAAUGGGAGUUUUAUCAGUCUCAAGCACCAAUUUCGGUAUUCCUCCAGCUCGACCCCGCCAAAACCUCCGAGCAACGAUGAGAAAGACAAGAAAGACGAGAAUGAUUUUAUCGAGCCCAUCCAAUUUCCUCCUGGAUUCCCGCCUUUCCCGCCCCCUCCUCCCGAUUCUUCGCCUACCCCGCAAUCUUCCUCGUCCGAUGCCUCUCCUUCUCCCUCCAGUGAACCAGACCCUACACCCCAGCAACAGCAACAGCAGCCACCACAAGAACCGCCGCCGGAUACGAAGUACGAGAAUCCCGACCUACCAUCCGCCCAGAACUCGCGACGCUCCGCCCUCAAUCGCACAUUGAGCACCUUCAUGGACCGUGCCCAGACCACCCUCUUCGCCGCCUCUCAGCGCAUCAACGACCUGACCGGUUACUCGGGCAUCGAGUCGCUCAAGACCCAGAUCAGCGGGAUCGAGUCCGCCCUCGCCGAAGCCCAAAUCCGCCUCCACAACGCUCGCGGCUCGUACAAAACUGCUGUAUCUUCGCGCUCUUCCACCCAGCGCGAGGUGACCACCCUUCUCGCCCGCCAGAAAACCUGGACCCCCAACGACUUCGAGCGUUUCACGUCCCUGUACCGACAGGACUACGAGCUGGACGCGGCGGUCGCCUCGCGGGCCGCGGAGCUCGAGGAGGCCGAGCGCGAAGCCGAAAGACUGGGGCGAGAGCUCAGCUCCGGCAUCCUAGCACGCUACCACGAAGAACAGAUUUGGAGCGACAAGAUCCGCCGCAUGAGUACAUGGGGCACGUGGGGGCUCAUGGGCGUCAACGUGCUUCUCUUCUUCCUGUUCCAGUUCGGCGCCGAGCCCUGGCGUCGCCAAAGACUCGUCAACGGCUUCGAGGAGAAGGUCCGCGAGGCGCUAGAAGAAGAGCGCCGGCAACGAGAACAAUUCGAGGUAGAGCGCAAGAAAGCUGUGGCCGAAGAAGACCGGGCCAGGACCUACAUAUCCGCCACCGCCGCCGCCGCCGCCGCCGCCGAGGCCGAAGCCGAAACCGCCAGCCGAGCGGCGCAGCCCAGCGCCCCGCCCGUAGUCGAGCUGCCCGAGGUUACAUUAGGCGGAGCCCCGACGAUACCCUGGCGGGAAGCCUUCUCCAACCUCGACUGGUGGCGAGACACCUACGACGAGCUCUCCAGCGACCGGAAAGUCGUCGUCCGCAUGCGGGACGUCACACUAACCGUGCUCGAGGGCGUCGCGACCGGCGCCACCAUCGUCACCGCCCUCGCCACGAUAUACCUUCGAUGGAGCAGAUAAAAUACCUUGGCACUACUCCC